Messenger RNA from Maniola jurtina (meadow brown), 3315 nucleotides. RefSeq names its product putative phospholipase B-like lamina ancestor (gene lama). Gene Ontology annotation, cellular component: extracellular region. The coding region runs from base 548 to 2599 and encodes 683 amino acids. Lineage: Eukaryota; Metazoa; Arthropoda; Insecta; Lepidoptera; Nymphalidae. Gene Ontology annotation, biological process: phospholipid catabolic process. The transcript is spliced from 11 exons. Gene Ontology annotation, molecular function: glycerophospholipase activity. The record is from RefSeq and is a predicted model, not a curated record.
UAGAGCCGUCAUGCGCUUGCGACGGCCACUAAUCGUCAUUUCGAUGUAACCAAGUGCGGUCGUGUCUUGUAGGGCUCAUUGUAGUUCGCUCGAAAGCCCUUAUUAGUGCCAAUUCAAAUGUAGUCCCUUCUGUGUGUCCUACGUCAAAGGCCACCUGAACUUCGAGAGGAAAAUCGAUGCUAACAUCAGUAGCGGUCUAAAUCAGUCGAUUGGCCGUACAGACCGUUGUCACCAGGUCCAUCCCGAUGGGUUGAGAACGCCGACAUUCUGUGUUUGUGGGCACACCACUGACGCUGGUUGACGGAUAAAAGUUUUAAAUCGGGUGUGAAGAUACACCAAAGCGUGCAGACAUACUCCAAUGCCGACGCAAAACGCAUUGGAAGAGCAAAGAGCACCGUGAACACCGGGCGAUACAACAUCUUUGAUGAUCGCUCUCCCAUUGGAAAAAAUCAUCUACACGCACUGUCACUUCAUUAUUAUUAAAUUCCUAAACAUCUUCUUCAUAUUAUAAUUAAAUUUAUUUAUUCUUUGAUAUAAAAAAAGCAAAAUGAGUAAAAUUUUGAAAGUGGUCGGCGCAUCUUGGAUGCAAACAAAGAUAAGCUCAUACAUCUUGGGUUUUCUUGGAGUCCUUUCAAUCUUAGCGCUCUUCGUUGGACAGAUAGAAAGAAUCCAGGAAGACGGAAACUACGCAGCAACUGUGUUCUAUUCAGAGAAAACCGGAUAUCGCAUUGAAUACUGGGGCCAGAGCAACGAUCUGAAGGAUAUCGCGAGGGGAGUGGCUCGAGCUUACUUCAAAGAAGGCAUCGAAACUACCGGAUGGUCGCUCCUAGAAAUAGAAACCGAUGGUUCAUACCCUGAUGAGAUACAAGCAUACGCAGCGGGGAUAGUAGAAGGCGCACUAACUUGGUAUCUGAUUCAUACGCAUUUGGAGAACACCAUCCGAGCCAAAUGCGAAGACCAACCCUUGGAGAAGCAAUGUGAUAAACUCAGAGAUGCUUUAGAUAAAUCCGUUAACAUUUGGAAGACUUACGCCGCUGAACGAGGAGCUGCUGACCCAUUUUGGCACCACGUUUCAUUACAUUACACACAAAUCGGAGGAAUAUACACAGGAUGGAACCAUGGUGUAGUCCGCAGCAAUAAUGAAUAUGAAACCGACAUAUCCGAUCUGUAUUGGUUGAACUCAGUGGCAGAAGUUGUUGAAAUACAGCACAAAUUGAACAUCUCCGUGGAAGAUCCUGAAUUUACCACUAUGCCAGGACUGUCCAGCGCUUUCUUAAGGAUUGUGAAUGAAACUUCGGAAGAUGGGAAUGAAAUUAAGAAGUUGUUUAUGGCACAGGAUGUGGCUGAAAGCUACUCAUCAAUGACGCGGAUCUUGAAGAAAUACAAACUGAACUAUCAUCGAACAUCAAGAGACACCAAACCUGCGCCAGGAGCUUCGGUGGAAUUCGCCAGUUACCCAGGAUCCAUCACAAGUCAAGACGAGUUCUAUUUAGUGAGGGGAGAAAACCAUAGACUAGCAAUAGCCGGAACUGCGCUAAGAAAUUAUAAUGACAAACUCUGGAAAAAUGUCAAUAUAACUGAGCAGGUUCCACUUGGACCCCGUAUAACAGCCGCCAACCAUCUCGCUUCCAACGUCAGCAGCUGGGGACACACCAUCGCUCGCAGCAACUCCGGGACCGGCUGCAAGCAGUGGCUGGUUGUAGACUAUAACAAGUUUAACCAACUCUUGGACUCUAACGAAGAAAUCGUGCAAAAGACCGAGAAGAAGGAAAUUGUUACGGAGAGCAUGGUAAAUAAUGACAUAAAACACACAAUAGUCCAUCGCGCGGGCAGUGGGCGGGCAAAAGGUCUUCUCUGGUUGAUCGAACAAGUCCCUGGUAGGACACAUUCCGCCGAUAUCUCGGACGCUUUCAUGGAGAAGAAAUACUGGGCUUCUUACGGUCUACCGUUUUUUGUUGAUAUAGCAAAUAUCACACACGUCACAAAAAUGGAAGAAGCACACGGAAAAUUGUUCUCAGAGUCCGAAUCACCCAGAGCCCUUAUCUUCCAACGAGGUUACAAGAACGCCACAAGUGUUAACAGCAUAAUCAAAUUAAUGAGAUCGAACAACUUGACUGCAGUAAAUAGGACUAGUGAUAACAACUGCAAGGAUGCUGGGAUCUGUAACAUGCAAAAAGCAAAAUUGUGGUCUGCUCUAGGAUACCGCGGGGAUAUUGUACAAGAUAAUAAGAAGGCAUAUGGAAUUAUUGACACUAAAGUUGUUUGCGGCACUAUUGGUGAUUAUACAUUGGAUUUCGUUGCGAUAUCCAGUCCCCCUUUCACAGAACCUACGAAACUUAACAUCACCAAAAUAAACAAAGGAAAUGUAGCAUCCAUUUACACAGAUCAAUUCGAUGACGUGCCUAUGAUAAAUGGUCUUGAAAUAAGGGAUCUAGUGAAACACCAACAGGAAGAAGCUGAGAAGGAGUCAUUAGAACUACUGAAUAAGGAUGUGAUCCAGCCAUUCCAAUGGUCCGAAAGCGAUUUUAAAGACGAAGCACACGAAGGACUUCCAGAUCUAUGGAAUUUUGGUCCCUUUAGACCAGCUUGGUCGUGGUGAAUCUCUUAUUCUAGACAGUUACUUACGAGUAGUUUUCGACAUAUUCGGUAGAGAAAAAACUGUAAAAAUGCACCCACGCAAACAAAAUUUGCGCCGUGUUUUCUUGCGCGAAAGUCUUUUCGACGCAAAUUAAAUACUUUUCCAUGUAAAGAAGUCUAUGCCGAUGAAAGUGCUUCCAACCUUUUCUACGGGUAAGGAUGACUUUUCUCUAUCGAUGGUGUAGACAAUUUACUUAAGCUAGUGAAAUUAUUUUAUUGCAUAACCAUCUCAAAGUUCCAUAAUAAUUAGAAUUUAUUUUAUUUUUAGCUGAAUAAAUAGUAAAAAUGUCUGUCCCGAAAAAAUUAUUAUUGUGUUCUUGGCUCUCGUAAAUUAUUUAAAAAUACCUAUUUAAAAAAAACAGACAGACAAAAAACAAUAUUUUAACUUAGUAAUUUACUUAUAAAUAUUUUACAAUAAUUUUAAUUUGGAUGCAAUUAUUUUAUACUAAGAUUUGUCUUAUUUAUUAUUCUUUUGUUUGUAUUGUCCUCAGAAAAAUAGUGAAUAUUAAUUCGAUAGAUCCCUGCAUUUUUUGCGGGUUGCCUGCGUAGUAACUAGCACUUUUUGUUGUGUUUAAACAAAACUUUAGGAAUUUAAUUAUUUUAAUGUAAUGAUUUAAUAUAUUGCUGACAUACAUAAGUGGUAGGUAUAUAUCAUGAUCACUGUGUGUAAGUAUAUUU